Vigna umbellata (rice bean) is the source of this 414-nucleotide messenger RNA. The record is from RefSeq and is a predicted model, not a curated record. NCBI's taxonomy places the organism in Eukaryota, Viridiplantae, Streptophyta, Magnoliopsida, Fabales, Fabaceae.
AACAAUCACAGUUCUCCAUAAGCACUUUUUUCUGAAAUGGCUUUUCAAUAUGGUGUCGUCGCGUUUCUUCCAUUUCUUCUUUCAUUCGUGUUGCUGCAUCGUCAUUUUCCCAGUUCUGUCAUAAGUGCUCAAAGUCAUAAUCUCACAAGUCGCCAGCACACUGUGAAUGAAAGCAGAAAGUUGAAUGAAAGUGAUACUCAACAAGCACAGCCUCCAUCAGAUACUCAAAAUGAGAACGUAUUACAAAAUUCCGACUCAGAAAUACAAAUGAUUCAAAGUGUUCGUCCUCCAACUUCUCUUGUAUCACCACCAACUCAAACUCAAAAGAAUGUGUCAAGUAAUUCGAAUGUCGAAGUCAAUAUAGGUAUAUUACAAACAACACAAACAUCAAUUAUUUGUACUAAAAGUUGUUGA